This is a messenger RNA of Lactuca virosa, 300 nucleotides long. The record is from the annotation of a GenBank genome assembly. NCBI's taxonomy places the organism in Eukaryota, Viridiplantae, Streptophyta, Magnoliopsida, Asterales, Asteraceae.
AUGGAAGCUGUGACGGCGAGCUACCGGAAGAAACAAGCCGAGGGUUGUCGUGGUUGCUGCUCUCGGUGGCAGACUGAGUUGUUUUUCCUCCCUCGCUCACCUGUUGCCACCUUUCAAUCCCGAUCUCCACCGCUAUGCCGCCAUUACUGCUGUCAUCGGGGCUUGAUGUCGCUGCCGCCGCGAACUGCUACUGUCGCCGAUGGUACUGCCGCUGCCGUCACAGUGCACCACCGGGGGUGGUUGCAUUCCGAUUCCGAGCAAGACUCAUCGGGGUGCUUUGCUGCUGGUCAGGGAGCCUAA